AUGAUUAAUUGUACAAGUAGUGUUCAUUCCUGUAACCAAGUUAUUGGUUUUCCAUGUAGGCAACAACUCCAAGCAUAUUGUGGUGGACAACGGUCUUACCAAAGGCGGACAUUUGUACGUGGAAGUCCUCCAUUUAUCCCCCUUGUCUUGGAUCACUUUGCCACAAAGGGGAUUCUUGCAGAUAUUUCUCAGUUACCCCCAGAUAUCAAGCUUGAAGGACACAGGUAUUAAAGCAGUUAGGGUUCACCACUCUAUGUGUGUGUUGAUACAGUAACACUUUUAAAACGUGCAAAGAGCAAAUCAUAUGUUAAAAUGUUCAUCAGUGCAAAGAGUGAAUCAUACCACUCUCAGUGAAAUUUAUGAGGUUGUGAUUUCUCAGAAGAAUUUUAAUUUAUAAUGACAGAAGAUGGUGUGCUAUAAACUGUGUGAAAUGUACAUAUCUUAUUCUUGUUUAUGUAGAGAAUGAUGUAUUAAACAGUUUGUCAUAUUUCUUCCAGAUAUGUCCUAAAGGGUGCUACAUUUUAUAGUGGAAAUCACUAUAGAGGUGCUGUAAAGAGGGGAGGCAACUGGUUCCACUAUGAUGGUCUAUGGGAGAGGCAACAGCCAGGAAGUGGAUUGAGACUGGGGGGCACAGCUACUCCACAUGGCUUUAUGCUGUCAAGCUGCAUUUAUCUCAAGGCUUUGUUACUGUAAGAGGGUGGGAAGUAUUAAAAUUUGCUAGGUGUUUUCUUAAGACAACAUUUGUGUUUUAGAUAAGAUAUUCAAUACUAAUUUCCUGGCAUUGGAUAAAAAGAUCCAGGCAUUUUUACAACAUUUGUAAUUCAGCUGAACAGAAUUCCUUUAUAUUUAUUUUUGUAACCCAACAUGUAACACUGAAUAGACUAAAUGCAGCUUGAAGGUAUCGGCCUGGAGAGAAAGCACUGCUUGAGGUACAUGUACCAUCUUGUAUAGACAUACCCUAUGGAAUGCUCAUUUUUGGUGAUACUAAAUAUGAAGACUAAAAAAAAAUGGAAAAAAAAAUUCGUGCACAACCUUUAGGUACUAAAAAAAAUUCGUGCACAGCCCAAAGGCGAAAAAAAAAAUUCUUACCAAGCAAAAAUUGCCCAACCCCCCCCCCUCAAAAAUAAAAUGGUCCAUCCCUAAUGUGAUCCAUAUGCACCCCUCUGAGGUCACGUGUACAUGGAACUACGCAGCCUGGUGAGAUGGUUUUUAUGGACUCAUCAGGGAGCAUUGAUCGACACAACAAUCCUGUUUUCUUUAUGCACACAUACCAUCCGUGUGGAGUAUUACCUCUUGUAGUCUGGGUAAGGUGAAGCCAAUCACAGCUAUGUCUUGAAAACCGUCUGGAAAAAUUUAAAUGCAUUCUACCAAGUGAUACUUUUGGUGGCAGAGGUGCCCAAAAAGAACCAGGCAUUUUCACGACAGACACUGGUCGAAGACAAGCUCUUAGGGUGCACUGGCAACAGGCAACACUCCUGCUGUGCAUUUUUCACUUUUUGCAAGCGACAUGAAGAUGGCUACUGGACUCUGAGCACCCUAUAUUAAAGGAUGACAAACAACACCUGAUGUCCAUAAUGCAAGACCUUGUGUUUGCUAAAACCCACCAGGAAUUUGAAGAGAUUGAGCCACUUUUUCUAUCCGACAUUUUUUUUGUUUGGUCAGCGGUGAGUUGA
This is a messenger RNA of Porites lobata, 1673 nucleotides long. Lineage: Eukaryota; Metazoa; Cnidaria; Anthozoa; Scleractinia; Poritidae. The record is from the annotation of a GenBank genome assembly.